This is a messenger RNA of Culex quinquefasciatus (southern house mosquito), 1488 nucleotides long. RefSeq names its product opsin-1. Bases 147 to 1268 code for a protein of 373 amino acids. Gene Ontology annotation, molecular function: G protein-coupled receptor activity. Lineage: Eukaryota; Metazoa; Arthropoda; Insecta; Diptera; Culicidae. The record is from RefSeq and is a predicted model, not a curated record. The transcript has 2 exons. Gene Ontology annotation, cellular component: membrane. Gene Ontology annotation, biological process: phototransduction; visual perception; G protein-coupled receptor signaling pathway.
CGCCAAGGCUGGACUCGAGUCGCUCUCGAGAUUCGGCGGAAGAGCCCCAGGGUGUGCGAAGUCCUAAGAAAAAAAAAGUGUAGAAACCUGUAACAACAGUUCAAAUUUCUCAGUUUUCCAAGGAAAAAAGUGAGAAAUCAGUGAAAAUGUUGGGUGAACCAUCUCUGCCAAUGGCCCUCUCGUGGGGAUCAGGGCCGGUGAGCAACAUGACCGUUGUGGACAAAGUUUUGCCGGAUAUGCUGCAUCUGGUUGACGCCCACUGGUACCAGUUCCCGCCGAUGAACCCGCUGUGGCAUUCUAUCCUUGGAUUCGCCAUCUUCGUGCUGGGAUGCGUCUCGGUUAUCGGCAACGGAUGUGUCGUCUCGAUCUUCACGGGCACCAAAUCGCUGCGUACUCCGUCCAACAUGCUGGUGAUCAACCUGGCCUUCUCCGACUUCCUGAUGAUGUUCACGAUGGCCCCGCCAAUGGUGAUGAGCUGCUAUCACGAGACUUGGGUGUUUGGACCGUUGAUGUGCCAGGUUUACGCCAUGUUGGGAUCGCUGUUUGGCUGCGUGUCGAUCUGGAGUAUGACCAUGAUCGCCUUCGAUCGUUACAACGUGAUCGUGAAAGGCCUGUCCGCUACACCGAUGACCUUCAACAAUGCGCUGCUCAAGAUCGCCUUCAUUUGGGCUAACGCACUGAUCUGGACCCUGGCUCCGAUGUUCGGAUGGAACCGAUACGUCCCCGAGGGCAACAUGACCGCCUGUGGAACUGACUAUCUUACCCAAGAUAUUGUCAGCACUUCCUACAUUAUGGUGUACUCGCUGUUUGUCUACUGGUUACCUCUGUUGAUGAUCAUCUACUCUUACACGUUCAUCCUGAAGGCUGUCGCUGACCACGAGAAGAACAUGCGCGAGCAGGCCAAGAAGAUGAACGUGGCUUCGCUGCGAUCGUCGGAUGCCGCCAAGCAGAGUGCCGAAAUAAGACUGGCCAAGGUCGCGCUGGUGACCAUUUCGCUGUGGUUCCUGGCCUGGACGCCGUACCUGGUCAUCAACUAUACCGGUAUCUUCAAGGCGGCCCCGAUCAGCCCACUGGCCACCAUCUGGGGAUCGCUGUUCGCCAAGGCCAACGCCGUCUACAACCCGAUCGUGUACGGAAUCAGCCAUCCGAAGUACCGUGCGGCGCUGUACAAGAAGUACCCGUCUCUGGCCUGCUCAACUGACUCUGUCAGCGACGAUCAGUCCGUGGCCUCCGGAGCUACUGUCGCAUCGGACAACAACAACGCUUAAGCUUAUCGCAAUCGGGAAAUGAAGACUAGACUCAUGCAUGUUUUACCUUAGCAAACCAUCGGGACACAAACCCAUCCCAAGUUUUGCAGUUCGAUGCCACUAUUGACAGUGCAUUACUUGCCAAUUUGUGUCCUUGUUCCUCUUUUAUGAUGAUCUCCUGAUGUGACAGUAGUUGAGUAGUGAUAGCAAUAAAAUAGAUAUUUAUUACCAAAACAGCAAA